AUGAGACCGAUUCUUCUCCAAGGACACGAGCGUGCGCUCACACAAGUCAAAUUCUCGAAAGAAGGCGACCUCAUCUUCUCCGUCAGCAAAGAUCACAUGGUAUGCGCCUGGUACUCGGCCAACGGCGAACGAUUCGGCACAUACAAGGGACACCAGGGAGCUCUCUGGACCGUCGACGUCGACCCGACCACCACCCUCCUCGCGACCGGCGGCGCCGACAACACAAUCCGACUAUGGGAAGUGAAGACGGGCAAACUCCUGAAGACAUGGGAAUUCGGCACAGCCAUCAAACGGGUGGAAUUCUCUGAAGACGGACGACAACUGCUCGGCGUGACGGAAAAGCGCCAGGGACAACUCAGCUCGAUCGUGGUCUACGACAUCAACCAGGACGUCGACGGCGAGCAACCCGACGAACAAUCCCUGCGCAUCAUCGUCGACGACGUCCCCAAAGUCACCGUCGCCGGCUUCUCCUACCUCAGCCAAUUCAUCAUCUCCGGCCAUGAAGACGGCAGCGUGACGCAAUACGAUGCCAAAUCCGGCGAGGAAAUCUUCCACACCUUCCCCCAUGACGACGGCAUGCAAGUCACCGAUCUGCAGUGGAGUUCCGACCGCACAUACUUCAUCACCUCCUCCAAGGACAAGACGGCCAAACUCAUCGACGCCAAGACCCUUGACGUGCUGAAGACCUACGUCGCCGACACACCCCUCAACAGCGCCGCCAUCACCCCCGAACCCACCAACUAUGUCAUUCUUGGAGGUGGACAAGCCGCCAUGGAUGUGACUACCACCUCAGCAAGACAAGGAAAGUUCGAAGCUCGAUUCUACCACAAGGUGUUUGAAGAGGAGAUUGGUCGUGUGCGUGGACAUUUCGGACCGUUGAACUACGUCGCUGUAGCACCUACGGGCACGUGCUACUGCAGUGGUGGAGAGGACGGAUAUGUGCGUGUGCAUCACUUUGAUAGCCCGUACUUUUCGUUCAAGUUUGAGGUGGAGAAGGAGAGCGAGCGGGAGGGACGGAUGUGA
Messenger RNA from Zymoseptoria tritici IPO323, 1023 nucleotides. RefSeq lists its product as uncharacterized. The coding region runs from base 1 to 1023 and encodes 340 amino acids. The transcript has 2 exons. The record is from RefSeq and is a predicted model, not a curated record. Gene Ontology annotation, cellular component: eukaryotic translation initiation factor 3 complex, eIF3m; cytoplasm. Gene Ontology annotation, molecular function: RNA binding; translation initiation factor activity; protein binding. NCBI's taxonomy places the organism in Eukaryota, Fungi, Ascomycota, Dothideomycetes, Mycosphaerellales, Mycosphaerellaceae. Gene Ontology annotation, biological process: cytoplasmic translational initiation.